Messenger RNA from Phaedon cochleariae (mustard beetle), 1143 nucleotides. Lineage: Eukaryota; Metazoa; Arthropoda; Insecta; Coleoptera; Chrysomelidae. The record is from the annotation of a GenBank genome assembly.
UCGUGAUAUUUUGCAUAUUGUACGGUGCAGUGAUGUGUUUGUGUUUGCCGACACUCGACAGAUCUGGACCCAUUCGGAAGGAUUUCAUUUGAAAUGAAUCAGGACAUGAUGCGAUCACACGUUUCCAACAAAACGACCCUCAUCGCCAUCGUCUUCCUUCUCGUCCUCUCGACAUCGUCCGCGGACAAUAAUCGGACGUCGGAAGGCACCGUAUGGCGGCGAGCCGGCAGGAUGACCGGAUUAUUGCUGGACAGCUGUUUCCGGUCGCUGGCUCCGGGCGCGACCCCGGAAGAAAUGAUGGCCAUCUUAAGCAAUUGUUUUGCUACUAGGAGUUUGGCCGCCCUGAGGAGGGUCUUGGAAGGGGACGUCGUGGGGAUAUGGGACGGGGUGGAAUUCGUGAGGGACAGGAGGGAGGAGGGGAAUUAUACGAGGAGCGACAGAUAUCUUGGAAAGAGGAGGAGGAACGAACCAUUUGACGAAGAAGUUGAUUGGAAAACUAAUGUUAUACAGGGCGUUGAACGACUGCUGCGAACCCAUGUCUUGAAAAUACAUCUGAAAAAAUUCGACGGAGUCUUGGAAGAAGCAAGAGGACGACGAAAGAACAUGUUCAACCAGAUGCUGAUGUUCGGAGUGAUAGUAGCCAGCCUCAUAGUCAUCCCCAUGGGCUUCCAAUUCUUAGCCAUUCUCGGCGGGAAAGCUCUUCUCCUUUCCAAGAUGGCGCUGAUCCUCGCCUCCAUCCAGGGUCUCAAGAAAAUAGCGACCUCCAACCUCAACUACGGCCUCUACUCGUACGGACCUGGAGGACCAUGGAAUUACGACAGACAGUGGCAGCAAGACGGAUACGGACUACAGAAUUAUGGUAAUGUGGAAGGAUAUGCGGACGCUCUGCAUCCUAGAAAGGACCUUUUGCAUGAUAUCCAGACGAGAUGAAACUGAUCGUGCUUCACAUAUUUAUUCAAUCAUUUCCAUAGCUAUGCAUUUAUUUAUUUUCUUAUUUAUUCAUUUAUUUAUUGUUAUAUGAUAGGUUCGAGUAGGUAUUCUUUAUUAAUAUUAUAAAGAGGAAAACUUUGAUUGUUUGUUUGUAUUCAAUAGGAUGCGAAACUACUGGACCGAUUUGAAAAAAUCUUUCACCAUUAGAAGCCG